UUCACAGUCUCAGGGUGAGCUCUACCCCGCCUUCAUAGGUGUGGCCAGGAGCAGUCAUAUAAAGUCAGUCAGCCCUGAAAGACCGGUCACUCUGACAGGAAAAGCCUUCGGGUGAGACCAAGCUCUCAUACGGUCAACGCACUCAGCUCUUGAACCAGAAACCAUGGUGAAGCGUGUGGCAGUGGUACUGUCUGGCUGUGGGGUCUACGACGGCUCUGAGAUCCACGAGUCCUCUGCAAUACUAGUGCAUCUGAGUCGAGCGGGGGCAAAGGUCCAAAUGUUUGCUCCCAACAUAGACCACAUGCAUGUGGUGAACCAUGUAGAAGGCAAGCCCACGGAGGAGAAGCGUAAUGUGCUGGAGGAGAGCGCGCGCAUUGCCCGCGGUGACAUCAGCGACCUGAAGACUCUGAAUGUGGCCGAUCACGAUGCUGUCAUCAUUCCCGGGGGUUUUGGUGUGGCUAAGAAUCUGAGUAGCUGGGCCACCCAGGGCAAAGACUGCACGGUGCAGAGUGAGGUGGAGACCACCAUCAAGAGCUUCCACAGCGCUAAGAAGCCCCUGGGACUGUGCUGCAUCUCCCCGGUCCUCGCGGCAAAGAUCUUGCCAGGCUGCGAGGUGACUGUGGGUAGUGACAAGGAGUGCGAAAAGUGGCCGUACGCCGGGACCGCCAAUGCUGUGAAGGAGAUGGGAUGCAAGCACGUGAAUAAGAAUGUCGGCGAGAUCCACGUCGAUGCCAAGAACAAGCUGGUGACGUGCGGUGCUUUCAUGUGUAACGCCCCCAUUCACGAGAUCUUCGAUGAAAUGGGUGUUUUCGUAUCAGCUGUGAUGAAAUUAAUUUAAAUUCAGAUGAGGAAGGUUGAUCUGCAAGUUUCGUUUCAUUCUCAAAAUAGAAACAAACUGAUUUCGUCGUCUUCAAUAAAAUAGUUUCAUGCUUUGAAUGCAAUUAACUGUCCAUCACAAUUCAUUUAUGUUUUUAUGAUUCCAUUAGCAAAAUUAAUCAAGACUAUUGAGAUAAAAGAAACUUGAACAAAAAACUAUAUACGUUACACUCUUUUUCAAAAUAAAAUGAGUCUGUUUUUGUCAAAGA
This is a messenger RNA of Paramormyrops kingsleyae, 1085 nucleotides long. RefSeq names its product glutamine amidotransferase-like class 1 domain-containing protein 3, mitochondrial. The record is from RefSeq and is a predicted model, not a curated record. NCBI's taxonomy places the organism in Eukaryota, Metazoa, Chordata, Actinopteri, Osteoglossiformes, Mormyridae.